AUGUUACAUGAUGACGACAGCUCUAAAGUUCCGCUCCCGGCGGAUUUAAACUUGAAUAAUUGCUCUGAUAAUUGCAUUUAUUUGCGAAAGUAAGUGAUUAUCGUGCGAUUCGACAAGUUUUAUCUGAUUUGAUCUGAUCACGGGGCCGCUAGUUACAAUUUAUUUCAACCGGCGUUCGCCGACGUAGGGCGUAAAUUUAAUGGUAGACUGUCGCGUUGUUUGACUUUUUCGAGAAUUUUCGAAGAAACGUAAAUCCGGCGGCUGCGGAAUCGUCCAAUCCCGCGUCUUUCCAGAAUAUUCCAGAUCGAGGGAGCGCGGCAGUCGACAUGUGCCGCAGUAACGUCAUGAUUGGCCAGUUUUGAAGCGAGCUUAGCAGAAGGCAGUGCCUGUUCGGUGGAGAACAUUUUCUUCGGAGCAUCGCACGCGAGCGUAUCUAUUGAGUCUUACUCGCCGUUAUUCGUUGUUACUCGUUGUUACUAGCGACUGCUCGUGAUCGUGGUAAAGUCGUGGUAACGCGACUUAUUUAAUCGAAUCGCUUAGAGUUGUGAUCGGUGUUGUCCCGGCGCAACUCCUUUCGCGGAGGACACGAGAGGUGAGAGACGUGCGAGUGCCGAAGAGUGCCAGCGAGAGCCGUUGAGAGCCGCUAAAACCUGCUCCGUCUCGUGUCAUCGGGGGAAAAAAAAGUGUCGAUUCGACCCAUCACCAACAGCCAUGGCCGCGAUGUCCGUGAUCGGGAUCGACUUUGGAAACGAGAGCUGUUACGUGGCCGUGGCUCGCGCCGGUGGCAUUGAGACCAUAGCGAACGAUUACAGUCUUCGCAAUACUCCGUCAUGUGUAGCAUUUAGUGGAAAAAAUCGAAUACUCGGAGUAGCAGCCAAGAACCAAAUGGUGACAAAUGUGAAGAAUACUAUUCAUGGUUUCAAAAGAUUAUUAGGUAGAAAAUAUAAUGAUCCGCAAGUUCAAUACGAGUCGCGGUUUCUUCCAUAUAAAAUGACUUCACAAGCUGACGGAAGCAUUGGUAUACAUGUACAAUAUCUAGGAGAAGAGCAUAUCUUUACACCUGAGCAAAUUACUGCUAUGCUCUUCACAAAAUUAAAAGAUAUUUCUGAAACAGCGCUACAAACUGCUGUUAAUGAUUGUGUCAUAUCAAUUCCUUCAUAUUUCACUCAAGCUGAACGUCAAGCGAUGUUAGAUGCUGCUAGAAUUGCAGGCCUCAAUGUUUUAAGAUUAUUUAACGAGACCACUGCUACCGCGCUUUGUUAUGGUAUUUAUAAACAGGAUUUGCCAGCGGCUGAAGCGUCUCCUAGAAACAUUGUUUUUGUGGAUUGCGGCAAUGCUAGCUUGCAAGUGAGCGUGUGUGCCUUUCAUAAAGGUAAACUUAAGAUGUUGGCAUGUACUGCUGAUCAAGUGGGUGGAAGAGAUAUCGAUGCUAUUUUGACGGAACAUUUUUGUAAGGAAUUCAAAACGCGGUAUAACAUCGACGUACAUACCAAUCCGCGAGCAUACUUGAGACUGUUAGGAGAAGCAGAGAAACUGAAGAAACAAAUGUCAGCUAAUUCAACCACUCUUCCCUUAAAUAUCGAAUGUUUUAUGGAUGAGAAGGACGUACAUGCCGAGAUGAAGCGUAACGAUAUGGAAGCACUAUGUGCUCAUCUAUUUGAACGCGUUGAAAAAACUCUUAGGCAAUGUUUAUCAGAUUCAAAAUUAAAACUGGAAGAGAUUCAUGCAGUCGAGUUGGCGGGUGGAUCUAGCCGCAUUCCCGCUAUCAAACGUUUAGUAGAGGAAGUUUUUUGUCGACCAACAUCGACGACAUUAAAUCAAGAUGAGGCGGUUGCUCGCGGUUGCGCAUUACAGUGUGCUAUGCUCAGCCCUGCUGUGCGUGUUCGCGAAUUUUCUGUUACGGAUAUACAACCAUAUCCUUUGAAAUUAACAUGGGAUGCUACUCAAGGGGAGGAAGGCGAAAUGGAAGUAUUCGGACAUAAUCAUCCAGUGCCGUUCUCAAAAAUGUUGACAUUCUAUCGUUCGAGUCCGUUCACACUAACUGCUAGUUACAGUACGCCGCCUCCAUAUUAUCCCCAAACAUAUAUUGGAACGUUCACGAUAAAAAAUGUAAAGGCUACACCAGAAGGUGAAUCAGCAAAAGUCAAAGUGAAGGUAAGAGUGAAUUUAAAUGGUAUUUUAACCAUUGCAUCAGCUUCACUCAUCGAGAAACGCGAAGCAACUCAACAAGAGAAGGAAGAAGAGGAAGCGCAUCAGCAACAGCAACAACAAAAUAAUAUGGAUGUCGAUUCACAAGCAGAUAAAAAGGAUAAAUCUGAUCAAGAUGCGCAGGCUAACGAACCUCCGGCUACAGAGGUGAGCAUGGAUAAGACACGACGGAACUCAGAUGCUGAUGAUGGUGGAAAAGGUGCUGGGGGUUCUGCCCCUUCUUACUCCUCCAGGAUUUUCUCUUGGUUCAGCUCGGGAGACGAGAAAGGCGAUGAUAAAAAUAAGAAAAAAGUUCCCAUCCGUACAAUCGAUUUACCUAUCGAAGCUAAUGUUUGCGGAUUGUCUCCACGAGAUCUUGAUGCUGCGAUAGAAAAAGAGGGUAAAAUGAUUGCUGAGGAUAAACAGGAAAAAGAACGAGUUGACGCGCGUAAUGCUUUAGAAGAAUAUGUUUAUGACUUGCGUGCUAAAUUGUCCGAAGAAGAUCAAUUAGCUACAUUUAUCACAGAAACGGACAAAGAAACACUAUGUCGUACAUUAGAUGAUACUGAAAAUUGGCUCUAUGAAGAGGGAGAAGAUUGUCAACGACAGAUUUAUUCGGAGCGAUUGACGCGCUUGAAGGCUCAAGGAGAACCAAUAAAGGAAAGGAGAUUAGAAUUUGAAGGAAGAUCUUAUGCAUUAGACGAAUUAGGAGGGGCAUUACAACUGGCUAAGAAAGGUUUAGAUCAAAUAAGAGCGUCAAGUGGAAAAGAUGAUAAAUAUUCUCAUCUAACGGAGGAAGAAAUAAAAACAAUUGAAAAAACUAUACAAGAGAAAUGGACAUGGUUAGAAGAGAAACGUAUACUACUUGCGAAUACGCUUCGUACGCAACAACCACCAGUCACUGUGGCGCAAAUCCGUGCUGAAAAACAAUCAUUGGACAGUGUGGUAUUACCUAUUCUCAAUAAGCCUAAACCUAAAGUAGAACCGCCAAAGGAGGAAAAACCAAAAGAUAAACCUGCUGAUGAACAAAAAAAUAAUCAAAAUCAAAAUGCCCAAGGUAACAAUCACAGUCAAUCCAAUCAACAGCAGCAACAGCAAGCAGAUGAUGAAAAAAUGGAUCUCGAGUAACGGUCAUCGUAACUUAUGUGUUUUAAUAAUAUUAAAUCUAUCUUAAUUGAAAUAGUAGAUAUAUCUUAUUUGGACAAAUCGCGUUUACGUCUCGAAACCGCUUGACAUGCUGUGGUCUGAUUGCACAUACGAUUGUCUUUCUGUUUCAUUUUUUUUCUUUUUUCUCUGUAACAUCUAUUAAUUUGGUGAAUUAAUUUAAUAUAUAUAUUACAGAAAUUUGUGAAACUUUACAAAUUCAGAAUUCGCGAAAGAAGUAUUCUUCUGCUUGAAAGCAAUUCGUCUUAUAACAUUCGUAUUAUUGCAAAUACGAUUAUAGUUCGGAAAAUGAAGAAACAUAAUUUAAAUUAUUAAAACUCAAAUUAUUAAAAUGUUUUUAUAUAUAAAGUCUUAAUAUCUUAAAAAGUCUUAAUAAUAUCUUUUUUUUCAAAUUUUUAAUAUUUAUGCUUCUAAAUGCAUAUAAAACUCAAUUACUCAGGAUAAAUUUUUGAAAAGGAAAGAUAUGAAAGAUUUCUAAAAUCUAUUGUCAGUAGAAAGAAUCAAUAUGUUGCAAUUUUUAAUAUAUAGAAUGAAUGCUAAAUUAGAUCUCUAAUUGACCAAAUGAAAUUAUGAAUCAGAUAACGCGUUGGCGAUCUUAUGUAUUUAAUAAUACAAUAAUUCAUUCCAACGUUUUUUUCACGACCGACAGCAAAUAUUCUGUCACAAAUUUUUUUUGUUGCAUUUACGAUACUUAAAUAAAUUAAUAUUUCACUAAUUGGAAUUGUACAAAGUCUGCUUUAAUUUUGAAAUUAACAUCUACGAAGAUGUUACAGAAAUUUGUUACAAUUCUAUUUUUUUUUUUUUUUUUUUUUUAAGUUUCAAUAUGACUUGGAUCAUUGUUUUUAGUGCAAGUCACUUUCUAGAGAAUUCUAAUUCAAUUAGAUAUAUAUCAUUGUACAUAACUUAUAGGCAUCUACACAGUGACAUAGUAUAUUUCUUUCACCAUAUUUAUAUUGCUAUAUUACUUCACAGCACUAAAAAAUUCAUUGUAGUGGAAAUUGUUCCUAGGAUGCAAGAUAAGUCCAUAUUUCAUUUUCGCGCCUAACUUUGUUCCCAUGUCGCUUUUAGCAACUAAGAAUCGCAAAUUAUUACACAUGUAUAGUUACUAUUAGCAAGAUGUAAAAAAUGUGAAAGUGUUAAAAAUAUUUUGUUUUCUGAAUGAUAAAAGUUUUACCACAUACAG
Messenger RNA from Pogonomyrmex barbatus (red harvester ant), 4534 nucleotides. It is a transcript of the gene Hsc70Cb, whose product is annotated as heat shock protein 70Cb. Lineage: Eukaryota; Metazoa; Arthropoda; Insecta; Hymenoptera; Formicidae. Gene Ontology annotation, molecular function: ATP-dependent protein folding chaperone; ATP binding. The record is from RefSeq and is a predicted model, not a curated record. Gene Ontology annotation, biological process: protein folding. Gene Ontology annotation, cellular component: nucleus; cytosol.